Messenger RNA from Clupea harengus (Atlantic herring), 1603 nucleotides. It is a transcript of the gene trim35-14, whose product is annotated as tripartite motif containing 35-14. The record is from RefSeq and is a predicted model, not a curated record. Gene Ontology annotation, molecular function: zinc ion binding; protein binding. NCBI's taxonomy places the organism in Eukaryota, Metazoa, Chordata, Actinopteri, Clupeiformes, Clupeidae.
UAAAAGAUGUUGCCUAGAAACGAAACUUGAACUUUGAACACAACUGGGUGGAGCCUCUCACAGAGGAUUUCUCAAUAGUUUCUGUGCUUGGGAAAAUGAAACGAAAGCCCUAUGCGCCUCAUAAAGGCGGGGACAUCGCACUCAAGUCAGCCAGAGCCAGUGACAAGCACGAGCCCAGAAUGGACGACCAAGACGAGAACCUCACCUGUACGAUCUGCUACGCCAUCUUCACUGACCCUGUGGCACUGAAGUGCAGCCACAGUUUCUGUCAGGAGUGCCUGCAGCUGUACUGGAAGGACCUGGAUGUGUCCCUGUGUCCCAUCUGCAGGAAAGUGUGUUCGUCCGAGGAGCCCACAUUGAGCCUGGCCUUCAAGAGUCUCUGUGAGUCAGUCAAAAAUAGAAGAAACAGAGCUGUUCAACCAGACCAGCUAUGCCCCUUGCAUGGAGAGAAGUUUAAGCUGUUCUGUUCCGAAGACAAGUUGCCCCUUUGCGUCAUCUGCCACACAUCAAAGAAGCAUAAAAACCAUACAUGUUCUCCCAUUGAGGAAGCUGUGCAGGACUUAAAGAAGGAAAUGGAGGAUGGAGUUUCCACUUUUAAUCAAAGCCUGAAUGUCCUGAAGCAGACCAAAAGUGAUCUUCAAAACAUGGCCACUCACAUACAGAACCAGGAACAGUAUGCAGAGCUUCAGAUAAUUCAGGAGUUUGAAAAACUUCAUCAGUUCCUCCACAAGCAAGAAGCAGCCAAGCUUGUGGCUCUGAAAGAGGAAAAAGAGCAGAAAUACAGGAAAAUGGAGCGCAGAAUCGAAAGGGUCUACGGACAGAUCACUACUUUGUUAGAAACUAUUGAUACAGUAAAAAGACAAAUGGAAUCCAGUGACAUCCGGUUUCUACAGAACUACUAUUCAAAUCCAUACAGACUCGAAUGCUCAACACCUGAGUCAGAGGAUUUGUCAGGUGCUCUGAUCGACAUGGCCAAACACGUCUUCUCUCUGAAUCAGAAGCUUUGGUUGCAAUCAUUUCAUCCAGACUGCCCAAUGACUCUGGACCCCAACACAGCCUCGAACAGGCUCAUCAUCUCGGACAGUCUCACUUCACUUACAUGCACAGAGGAGAAGCAAAAGGUGCCUGAUAACCCAGAGCGAUUUCACAUUGGUGUGCUGGGAUCAAAGGGCUUCACUGCUGGUCGCCACUGCUGGGAUGUCGAGGUCGGUGACAGUGACAACUGGACCCUUGGAGUGGUGAGGCAGUCAAUCAAACGGAAGCAGCUCUUGAAAAUGCAGCCGGACAGUGGCUGGUGGAGCAUCCGCUACGUCAGUGAGAAGUACCGCGCUGGUGUCAAGGCUCGGACAGAGCUCAAGGUAGCCGAAAGACCUCAGGUCAUCCGAGUUCUGCUGGACUACGAGCGUGGGGAGGUGUCAUUCUCAGAUCCAUCUGCAAAUAUUACUCUAUACACCUUUACUGAUGUGUUCAGUGAGAAAUUAUUCCCCUACUUCAACAGUGCAAGUUUAAAAUGUCCACUACGCCUCUGUUUACCAUAGUAGCCUUAAAGAACCUUCAGAUUAAAUUUUUGUAUCACUACAAUAAAUGAUGAAAUGGAAUAACA